Molecule: messenger RNA, 5397 nt
Organism: Morchella sextelata
Lineage: Eukaryota; Fungi; Ascomycota; Pezizomycetes; Pezizales; Morchellaceae
Exons: 6
Coding region: 1-5397 (1798 amino acids)
Biological process (GO): Golgi to endosome transport
Cellular component (GO): trans-Golgi network; endosome
Source: RefSeq, a predicted model, not a curated record
AUGUCUCUUGAACCCGGAUCUCGAAUACCGUCCCCCUUGAGCUCCGGCCGCUCUUCGCCACAGCCACGAUCACGGCUCCGGAACGAUGAUGAUAUUACCAAGAAAGAUCCGAAAUACAAACGGUAUUCUGCAAAUAUCGACCGUGCACUUUCGUUAUUUGAGAGCUAUACUUUACAAGAAUGGGCAGAUUACAUAUCAUUUUUAGGGCGGCUACUAAAGGCGUUACAAUCAUAUCCUUCGCUGCCACUCAUACCCUCAAAGAAUCUUAUCGCAAAGCGACUUGCUCAAUGUCUUAACCCUCAAUUACCAUCUGGAGUUCACCAAAAAACAAUCGAGGUCUAUUCGUACAUCUUCAACAUGAUCGGGCGCGAAGGAUUGGCGCAAGAUUUGUCUUUAUGGACGCCUGGAUUAACACCAGUACUUUCUUAUGCAUCUUUGACUCUCAAGCCUCAUUAUCUCACCCUUUUGGAAAGGUUUUACCUGCCACUUUCCACCUCAUUACGUCCGGCGCUCAAGAGCCUUAUUUUAUCAUUACUUCCAGGAAUAGAUGAGGAAGGAGGUGAAUACUUUGAUAGAACUCUGGCUUUAAUGGAUGGAAUCAGGAAUGGGGUUGGGGAUGAUGCCUAUUUUUGGCAGUGUUUUUUAUUGGCUACUAUUACUAGCCCAGGAAGGCGCCAGGGAGCGUUAGCAUUUUUGGGUAGAAGACUCCCGACACUAGACGAGGCAAAGAAAAUGGAAGCUCCGGAAGACACUCAUGACAUAGCUUUGGACGAUGGUAAAGGUAGUGAGGCAGAGGCUUUGGUAAACCCCGAGCCAGGCCUCCUGGUACGAGCAUUCUGUGCUGGAUUAGGUGACGAGCAGCUAUUAGUUCAACGUGGAUUCCUUGAUUUGCUGGUUGGAUCUUUGCCUCUUUCUUGUAGGAUUCUCCAAGAGAGGGUGAGCAAGCCUGAUCUCGAGUUACUGGUGACUUUAGCAGCCGGAGUAGUGUUAAGGAAGGACAUGGGCCUGAAUCGAAGACUUUGGGCGUGGUUUCUGGGGCCAGACGGCCAGGACCAAAGAGACAAAGGUUAUUUACAUAAAUAUGGCCUCAAUUCACUUGUUGGAGGAUUGAUCAAGAUGUUGGAUUGUGCGGAAGAUACUAGCGCGGCAGAACGCGCAAAGCCUUACAGGAUAUGUCUGUCGCUGAUGGACAGGUGGGAGGUUGGUUCUUUGGUAGUUCCGAAGCUCUUCUUACCAGUUGUCGAAAGUGUCCGGCAGUAUGAAAAAUCUGCACCCAGCAAGGAGGUUUAUGUCGAGGUUCUGAGGAGUGCGAGGAUGUUUUUCGAUGGAGUCGAGGCUUCGCUUAUUUGGGAGCAGAUCCUAGAGAAAGUCGUAUCGGCAUUUUCUGUUGAGAAUGGAGGCGAUGGAGAGGAAAUGCUGGAGAGUGUAAGUUUUGUCAUAAGAACGUUCAAUGUUAGCGAAGAAGAGAUGGUAUUGGUGCACGCUCCUUUGCUAGUAUUGGCUGUUCUAGUUGAAUUGAGGGCAAGUGCCACGGGAAGGAGAGGACUGAAAGCAAGAGGAUUUCAGAUCACAGAGGAGCUGUGGCAGCUGAUUCCUGAACGAGCUUUUAAGAGUACAGUCUCUGAUGAGAUAUCAGAUGAAGAUACAGAGAUUGAGGAAAUACGGAAGAAAAUCCAAAAGUUCUACAGAAAAGGACAAACAAACAACAAUUCAGAAUCUACUCCACCGUUUUCUAUGAAAACAAUUGGACGGCUAAUAUUACGGGAGACGGCCAUAGCCGUAGAAACUGCCUUGGACGAACCCGAUGUCGGUGUCCGCUGCCAGCUCUUAGUCAACGUCAUCCAGAAAACGCCCAAGUUUCCAGAAUCACACGAAUCCUCCCAUUUCAUCGAGUCUUUCUUGAAAACUCUUUCUUCAGAAGGCAUUUCCUUUGCAGCCCUUCAGGGGAUUGCUAAUGUGGUAGCUGCUAUGUAUGUUAAGGGUUAUCUCUCACCGCAGACAAUCGACUCAUUAAUUCUACCGAUCGUGAAAAAUAUCUGGGAUUAUCUUUCACCAGAUACACCAAAGUUUCAUGUAGAAGCUGUAAAGGCCCUGUGGAAUCUUCAGAACGUUCUUGGGGAUAGAAGAAUUGAAGCUGCUGUUGCAACCGUUAUGACUGAAGGGGAUGUUGGGGGUAUUUAUUCUUUCAGGAGCGCUGAGCAGGGUCGGAAGUUUGGGGUUUUGUGGACACAUAGCAUGGGCUACACAGGCGGGGGUGGGCCUGAGAUGGUUUUGACUAGACCACUAUUUUUGUUCCUGGACUCACUAGUAGAUGACGGCUUGGAAAUGGCUGUGUUUGCCAGGGGAUGGCUACAGAAUUUAGGAAGUCUAAACAGGUUAUUCAGCGUUUUUGUUUCGAAGCUUCUCGGACUGGAUUUCUUGAAAGACCCCGGGCAACGAGAUGCGAACGGCGCACCGCUCAAGAGGCAUGUUUACAGUGAAAAUCACGAUCUCGAAGUGGCUACAUACUAUUUUCAAACUUUAUCAAAUGUUCUACAAUAUUCGACACCUAGCGUUAUGGCAGCGUUGGCAACCGAAUCAGCUAUUGGUACCGAUGAAACACGGUUAAGAACCUUGGCGGAAAAUGGUUACGGAGAGGAAGACAUGCCUCUACAAACAUUUUUUGUGAAGGUUGCAAUUAGGGCUAUUGAUGGUGACGCGAAUGACAGAGAUGGCAAUCAAAGUGUCUCUCGGCUCCACCGAACGGCGUUAAAAGUGCUUCACCGCUUACUUCUUAGCGUUUAUGCAAAACCACUUGCAGAAUUGGAGCUGGAGAACAUGCUUACUGCUCGAUUGAUAUCUGCAAUAGAAACCAAGGACACCUUUGUACAGGUUUCUUUACUUGAUGUUCUGUUUGCGGCCUUGAAGCUAUCUCUUAUGCGGCCAACGAGUCAAUUAGGCCAGUUGAAGAUGCACUCCGGAAGUAUUAAGGGAGGCCGUUCAGUCACGUCUAUACAGGACCCAGAAAAAGCAAAUCCUCCACCACCUCAGGCCAAACCCCCACAGCAACUAGUUAGGUGUCUCGUGGGUGGAUUUUCAAGCCCAAGUGGUAGGCCAGUGCUGGAUAGCUGGAUUAACUUCUUGACUGAGUGUUUACCAUUGCUGGAGAAUGUAAUAUUUCAGAUUCUAAUACCACUGGUGGAGUGUCUGUGCGAGCAAAUCAGGCAAACCUUUGAGGCGCUCAAACAAGUGUUCAAGGAAGCGGAGCAUCGUGGUGUAGCAUCCAAGGCGAGGAGCCCCGAGGGAACUUUAGUGGCGUUACUCAAUGGCCUAGAGCAGAUUCUGGCAGCAGCUCAUGAUAAGCUUCUUACAGAAGAGAUCAAAGUUGCGGGUCCAAAAAGCCCUGAUGCACAGACAACGGGUGGAUUCUUCGGAAACAUGGUUAGCGGUGUUUUCGCUGUGGAAAGCCCGCAGAACAGGAGCGCGGCUGCAAACAACCGCCUUACUGUGCUCUUAUGUUUCCAGGACACUGUCAAGAGCUGUUACGCCAUUUGGAGCUGGGGCGAUGCCAACUCUGGUGCUGGAGAGAGCGAAGCAAUGCUUGACUCUGGGAGCAGGGAGAGUUGGUUAUACACUAGUGUCCGAAUGAGAGGCCGUGCCAGAAGGAUUUUGGAGCAUCUUUUUGCAGCGGAAACACUGGAGUGUCUGGAAACGUUGAUUGAGCUGUGGCCCGCAAAGGAUUCCGUGGGAAUUGACACUGGAAAUAAGAAGAUGGCGAGCAUCUUCAAGCUUAUUAAUGUUCUUGAUGGCUCGAGGCCUAAACAUACGAUUCCAGCAAUAUUCAACGCAAUUUACUCGAGGACGAAUCCAGGAGCUUUAGAUCCGAAUAGAAAGUCUACAUUGACUGCCGAACUUAGCGAUUUAGAGGUGGUUGUAUUUUUAGUGGAGUACGCUCGAAGUUUAGAGGAUGAUGCGAUGGACGAGAUCUGGGCGGAUUGCAUGGUCUUUUUGAGGGAUGUCCUGACAAACCCAUUUCCCCACAGGCAGACCUUGCCGAGUCUGCUGAGCUUUACCGCGAUAUUGGGAGAGAAGGUUGACAACACGAAUUUCGGAGAACAGAAAAGAAUGAGAAAGGAAUUAGGAGACUUGUUUCUGCGACUCUUGACUGCUGCAUUUACUGCACGACCAAUGGGGCAGAAUCUCUUGGAAGCCCCAGCACCUGUUGCAGGUUCCACUGGGGAGAAACAAGUCGACAAUGAGGGCAACAGCGAAAAGAUUGGUCGAGGAAGAGCUUCUCCGGAUGAUAUCGUGGCAAUCCUAGCAACGAUCGUUCCUGAGCUUCGCAAGGUAUUGGUUGAGCAUGACCGGGUUGUCGCCGCGUCGGUCACAAUAUCCACAAGCGUGAUUGGGCCGACCUUCAGGUCAAAAGCAUUUCCCCAGAAUAUAUCCCCUGGGAUAUUGGAUCUUUUGUAUCAACUUACGCGGUUACAAAACAAUCAGAAGGCCUGGAAGAAGGAGCUUUCUGAUGCCCUGCUAGAUGCAAAAUUCUUCUCCUCGUCGAUACCACUAGUGAAGGAAGGAUGGGUGCCUCUUGUGAGGCAAUAUCUCCUCAGUGACCGUGAACGCAUGGUUGAUCUACUAGGAAGAAUCACCCCGCCCACAACCGCAGGCGUACUAUUCGGAGUAGGCGCCACAUCAGCCCGCCAAGAGGCCGACAAAAAGACGCAGCUGAACCUCCGGCGCAUCGCAUUCCUCAUUCUCGCCGCCGAAAAAGACACAUUCGUCAUCAACCUCAAAGAGCUCGAAGAGAAGCUCGUCGAGCUCCUCUCCGCCACCGCGGUCACCUCGCCGUCAUCGGUAACAAGGGGCGAGGUAUACAUGGUCUUCCGCGCGCUCGCGCUCCGAACCUCCCCCGUGCACCUCGCCUCCUUCUGGCCCCUCAUCAACACCGAGCUGCAGUCCGCCCUCUCCGCUCUCUUCCCCGACGACGAAAACAACGGCACCUACACCGACGCUACAAUCCUGCAGGCCUGUAAGCUCCUCGACACGCUGCUCGUCAUCGCGCCCGACGAGUUCCAGCUCCACGAAUGGCUCUUUGUCACGGACACCAUCGAGGCCGUGUACCGCCCCAGCGGCUGGGUGCCCGCCGCGCUCGUGGACCAGGUGGCGAACGAGCUGCCGUCGUUGUCGCUGCAGAGCGAUACGGCGGUGGGGAACAGGAGGAGGCCGUGGCUGACGGGGGAGAGGGUCAGGGAGUUUGAGAGGAACGGCGCGGAUGUAAAGACGGAGAUAUUGAGGCCGUUCUUUAAUAAUUUGAGCAUCUUUGUGUAUGAGGGGACGUAUGGGAUGAAGCCGCCGGACCUGGACAGCUGUGAGGACGCGCUGAUGAGGGAUAUGUUUGUGGAGGAGGUGGUGUAG